AAGAGUUGGACCACUUUUCUCCAUCCUAGCGAUGAUGGCGACCCAACACCCAUGAUCAAGCAGAAAAAGAAGAGGAAGAAAGAAAGAAAGAAAGAAAGCGAGGCCCUUUUCAGCUCGAAAUGAGUUCGGAUUUCAAUUAAUUCGACUUCUGUUGUUAAUAAUAUGACUGGAUCUUUCACUUUGUAUUGGCUCGGGUAUAAGGUGUAAGUGCCUCCAUCCAUCCGUCCAUCCAGCGCAGUGGAGGGGACGGGCCGAGCCGAUGGCUGCUGGGGGCGGAGGAGGAGGAUGCGGGGAGUCAGUGGAGCGGCUGAAGCGCGAGCUCGCGGAGGCGAACCGGGAGAAGGUCCGGGCGGCGGAGUGCGGGCUGGCGGUGCUGGAGGAGAACCAGAGCCUCAAACAGCAGUAUGCGGAGCUCGAGGCCGAGCAGGAGACCCUCAGACAGGAGCUGGAGCAGCUGCAGGAGGCUUUCAGCCAGGUGUACACCACCCAAAAGAAGGUGGCUGAAGAUGGGGAGAGCAACGAGGAGACGCUGCUCCAGGAGUCAGCCACUAAGGAAGCGUACUACAUGGGACGCCUGUUGGAGCAGCAGGCCGAGCUGAAAAGCAGCAGAUCGCAGGCCUCCUGCACGCAGGCCGAGAACGAGAGACUCAGCACCAUCCUACUGGAGCUGAGAGAGAGUAAUGAGAUGUUGGAGUUGCAGAGAAGCCGGAUGAGAGAGGAGAUCAAGGAGUAUAAAUUCAGAGAGGCCAGAUUACUGCAAGACUACACCGAAUUGGAGGAGGAGAACAUCUCGCUUCAGAAACUGGUGUCCACGCUCAAGCAGAACCAGGUGGAGUAUGAAGGUUUGAAGCAUGAAAUCAAAGUACUGAAGGAGGAAACAGCCUUGCUUAACAGCCAAUUAGAAGACGCACUGUGCCUGAAGGACAUCUCCGAGAGCCAGUUGGAAGAAGCUUUGGAUUCUCUGAAAAGCGUGCGAGAACAGAAGUACGCUCUGCGCAAGGAAUUAGCACAUCAUCUAACCGUGUGUGACGGGGGUUUCAGCUCAGGCUGUGCCCAUCUGAUCGCCCUGACCUCAGCGCCACCUAGUGGCAGUGCCACCCCGACAGCCGCCACAUCGCCCAGCAGCGAGGACGGGGGCAAGUGCAACGGGCAUCUGCUUCAGGGUGCGGCGGGUUCAGCCUUGAGCCGACUAAAUGGAGACUUCAGGCCAACGGGUUUGAGAAAGACUGAAAUUUUGACCCCUGAUCUCUUCAGUGAGCUCAAUGGCCCUGAAAUCUUGAAGCUAAGACAACAACUUCAGCAGGUGGAACUUGAAAAAGCGUCUUUGCUCAACAGCUUGCAGGAAUCACAGGCUUUGCUCCGUCACACACAGGGGGCGCUGACCGAGCAGCACGAGAAGGCCAGCCGCUUGGGCGAGCGAUUCCGGAAACUCUGUCGCAAGCACAGCAGUAAGGAAAACAAGGAGGAAGAGGAAGACGAAGAAGAGGAGACAACAUGCAUCCCUGGCGUCCAGGAAGGGCCGAGUCUGGAAUUGCUGCAAUGUAAAUACAGGGUGGCUGUGACGGAGGUGGUAGGGCUGAAGGCGGAGCUUAAGGAGGUGAAGGAUAGAUAUAAUGAGAGCGUGGAGGCAAGAGCGCGGGCGGAAGAGCGGGGCAAGGUACAGCUGCGAGAGCUGGAGACACAAGUGGCACAGCUGGAGCGCAGAUGCAGGGAAAGCCGGGAGAAGGCGGUGAAUCUGGAACGCGAGCUGCGGGCCGCCAAUAACACAGGCUUGGAGACGCAGGGAAUCCUGGGAACCGCCCAAGAAGAGCUAGCGACAUUCAGUGAGGAGUUAGCGCAACUUUACCACCACGUCUGCCUGUGCAAUAAUGAGACACCCAACCGUGUUAUGCUGGACUAUUACCGGCAGGGCCGGACCCCGACGCGCAUUUCCACCCCUGGCCACAAGGGGCAGGACGAUCACCGUGUGCUGUUGACCCCGCGCCUCGCACGCCGUUUAGCAGCGAUUAACGCCGCAACAUCCACCGAGUCUCGUAGCCCGUCGGACUCACCAUCCAAAGAACCUCUCAAUGCUGAGCAGAGCCCGGUCCGUACGCCACUGGGUUCCCCUGUGGUUAGUGCCUCUUCCUCAUCUUCAUCGUCAUCCCCAGCACCAGAGUCGGUCACCGGAUCCGACCUCCGGCGUGAACCCACCAACAUCCACCACCUCAACGCCAUCAUCCGUGACCAGAUCAAGCACUUGCAGAAGGCGGUGGACCGCUCGCUCCAGCUGUCCCGCCAGAGAGCGGCUGCCAAUGAACUCGCCCCGCUGAUGGACAAGGACAAGGAGGCCUGUUUGGAGGAGAUUCUCAAGCUCAAGUCCCUCCUGAGCACAAAGAGGGAGCAGAUUGCAACCUUGCGCAUUGUGCUCAAAGCCAACAAGCAGACGGCUGAGGUGGCUCUGGCCAAUCUGAAGAGUAAAUACGAAAAUGAGAAGACGAUGGUGACGGAGACCAUGAUGAAGCUGAGGAAUGAGCUAAAGGCCUUGAAAGAAGAUGCGGCCACCUUCUCUUCCCUCAGAGCCAUGUUCGCCACACGGUGUGAUGAGUAUGUGUCUCAGCUGGACGAGAUGCAGAGACAACUCGCGGCGGCGGAGGACGAGAAAAAGACGCUGAACUCUCUCCUCCGCAUGGCCAUCCAGCAAAAACUUGCCCUCACGCAGAAGCUGGAAGACCUGGAGUUCGACCAAGAGCAGUCGCACCGGCCCCGUGUGGGAAAAAUGUCCCGGCUGCGGAGCAGUACGCCCAAAGUAAGUGGAUCUCCAGUCCCGCCCCUUCCCGACACCCCUUUGACAAUUACCGAGGUCCUUACUGCAGCAGCCGCUAUCACCUCGCCCACCACAAACACCUUUACAGCCACCCACCUGUCCGCACCAAAUAGCCCGCCCUCCCUGGAGGCCCCUUCAUCUCCCGCAUCGUCCGCCUGGACGCCCCCAAACAUGCCGUACCGCCAUUGGACGAUGGCCGUUCAAGCAUAUGUCGUCGAACCGCACACUUACACCAACCUACCCACUCAUACCUCCAUCCUGGCCCGUCGCUAUGCAAGUCAGUCGCACUAUUCCCCAGGCUCCGCCCCUUCCUCAUCCUACCGCUCGCCCCUAUUGGCCAGUCGCCGCUCCAUGUGGAGCUCGUCCCAAUCCCGCCCCCAUCCCAGCCACUUCCAGCAUUCUACGUCCCGCUACACGCCCCCAUCGUCCACUUACAGUCCUCUGUAUCCCAGAAACUACGGCUCCCAGCAUCCCCGCUACUGACGGGUGCCACAGAGAGGAGGACACACACUGGUUUCUGUGUUUGGGGGAGUGAUUUCAUUUUUUAACUCAGGGAUUUAAUGGAGCAAAAGUGGCCUGGCCUUCUUCAUAAGAGACCGUUGAUCAGUUCUCAGGACACUGUGUUCUCUGUCCCGAGCUGAGUGCACAUGGACUGUUCAAGUACACCAAUGAGGGACUUUAAAACAGAUUACGCUUUCGCUUUUGUUGUGGGUUGUUAGCGUUAGUGAAUGUGUGAUUGUCACUUGAUUUGAACACUGAGAGUCAAUGGUUGAUUUAUAACAACGAGAUUUUAUAUGCAGUAUCAGUCUCUGAGAUGGCUAUGUUUGGAAUAGAAUACUAGUAUACCGCAUCUAGUCUAGUGCACACUGUCUACUGUUUUCAAAUAAUACUGAAAAAUUACUUUGCUGACAGUUUACUCACCCUCAGGCCAUCCGGGAAGUCUUCAUCAAAACCAAUUUGGAGAAAUGUAGCAUUGCAUCACUUGCUCAGCAAAUAGCGGAUAAAAACAUCACAAUAGGCCACAAGUAAUACACACUACUCCACUCAGCUAAAUGCUGCAUGUUUGUAAAAAACAAAUCCAUCAUUAAGGCAUUUUAACUCUAAACUGUCACUUCUGGCCAAAAUACGAGUCCACAAUCAAUAAUAACAUAUCAAAUGUUCAUUUUUGGGUGAACUAUUCCUUAAAAAAAAGAAAAGUUGGAAAAUGUAGUAGGACAUCUGCAUUUCUUUGAGUUACUGUACAUACUGGGUACAGUAUGCAUACUGCAGUAUGCUGUUCCAAACAAAGCUAUCCAGUGGAUACACCCUAUAAAGUGGCCCAGCCCAUGUAAUGGUGAAUGUGCAAAAAUUAUUGAGUCACGUUUAUAAAAAUAAAGGAGACACUUUUAGUUUUUGGUAAAGAUUGGGUCAUAUGUGAUCUCAUUAAAUUGUCAGUGCUACAGGAACACGAUAGUGACACUGCAUUGAAUGUAUGUCAAUGACGAAGUGAUGCAUCUAGAUGAUUAAAUUCUCAGGGAAUAUCAUUCAUUUUCAGCUGUCUAAAGGAGGGCAAUAACAUUGCAACACAGCACAUAUGAUCUGCAGCAGUGAUUUACAGUAUAACAGAUGCAGUUCCCGUGUUCUUGUCUAGUCAGUGUUCUUCCGUUUGUUGUCAUUUUAUCAGUUGCAUUGAUGUUUUUGUUGUUGGUUUCCCCCCCCUACACAUUCACAUUUUGGCAAAACAGCAUACUACAAAACUCACAGCCAGAUAACAUGCUGCCAAAUGGCGCAGGAAGUGUCAAAACGCACUUAGAGAAGGACGUGCAUGUGCCCAAAAAUCUGUUAAACGUCUUUUCUGUCCAAAUGUUGCUGUAUUUCAUGAAAGGUGCCUGUGUUCUCCCAUUAAACGUCUUGUGUGCUGCACCAUAGACACUGAAUGGGCCACACACUGGCCUUUUAGAGCUAUAUCUGACCCACACCAUACAACACAUCACACAGUGCUUGAAGCAUUUGACAGGUAUCAAACCCUCAACCCAAGCGUGCCAUGAUUUCCCUGCAUGCCAUUUUUUUUAACUGUUGGUUUUCACUAAAUACAAUUUCACAUUUUUAUUUUGAAAUAAAUGGUUUAUUCUGCAAUUGCUGCAAUUUUUCCAAAAAACAAAAACAUUUUUUUUUAUUUUUUAUAAUAAAAUAACAAUUUAUUACAUUGUACUAUUGGAUUUGUUUCUUAAGUUUCAGUCAAUCAUGAGUAAAAAAAAAAAACCCUGUAUUGAUUCUAAUGGAAACAUCACCGCUAUUGCAGAAAGACUGAAAUCUGCUCCCAGUUCAGUGUUUAAUUCAUUAUUGCUCACACAGGCCUCAGUACUGCAUGAAAUCGGGUGUAAAUUUUAGUUUUGCACUCUGUUUGUGACUAGAUCUAAUAUUACAACUGUAAGUAGGUGACAAUCUUUAUAAGGAGUUAUAAAGAAUAUCUUUUCUCUAUUCUUGCUUAUAUUUUAUGAGGCAUUUUGUGCUGUUUCAUGCUGGUUUUGCUGCAUUGAAGUCAAAUCUGGGACUGAUAAACUGGUGAAACUGAUGAUUGUUUUGGUUCAUAAAGAGGGCUUUAUGUAAUCAUCUUGGAUCACAUGAGGCAGUUUUAAGAGUGUUGUUCUCAAAUCAGGACAGAAACCAUGUGAGACCUCCUCUCUGUUGCACCUGAGGCCUGAUGCACACAAACAAACAAACAAACAUGUUUGCACAUGAUGACAUCACCGCUCCAAAAUCUAAAAACCCAAUGUCUUGUCACCUCAAUCAGACCGACGUCCAAUUUGAGGGAACCUGUCAAAUGCUUCCUGCUCCCCGCAUGACUUUCUCUUUGAUUUUCUCUCAUUCAUGACGUUAACGACGUUUCACGCUCUGCACUAGCUGGAGUCAUUGAUGAAUGUGUUUUCUACUGUGUGUUACUGUAAACAGACACUUUGUACAAAUGCAAAACACUGACGGCAGACUGUUAUUCAUGUCCCUGUCUGCUGUCACAUGCAUGUGUACAGUACACGGCCUACAGAAAACAGUGUAUAUGUCUGUUGUGAACUGGAACGUGAUGUUGUAUAUUCUUCAUAUAUACUGUAAAUAACAGGUAUAAAUGCAUUGACUGCGUCUGCGUCCUCAUUAUAUCAGGACUGUUUUUA
Molecule: messenger RNA, 5952 nt
Organism: Carassius gibelio (silver crucian carp)
Lineage: Eukaryota; Metazoa; Chordata; Actinopteri; Cypriniformes; Cyprinidae
Product: protein bicaudal D homolog 1-like
Exons: 7
Coding region: 260-3289 (1009 amino acids)
Biological process (GO): regulation of microtubule cytoskeleton organization; microtubule anchoring at microtubule organizing center; positive regulation of receptor-mediated endocytosis
Cellular component (GO): Golgi apparatus; cytosol
Molecular function (GO): cytoskeletal adaptor activity; dynactin binding; dynein intermediate chain binding
Source: RefSeq, a predicted model, not a curated record